Messenger RNA from Cladophialophora immunda, 1559 nucleotides. RefSeq lists its product as uncharacterized. Bases 565 to 1128 code for a protein of 187 amino acids. The record is from RefSeq and is a predicted model, not a curated record. NCBI's taxonomy places the organism in Eukaryota, Fungi, Ascomycota, Eurotiomycetes, Chaetothyriales, Herpotrichiellaceae. The transcript has a single exon.
ACCGUCUGUUCCUGCAUCUGGCCUAAGGCGGUUCCCGAAGGUCGCCGGAGACUCGUUGUUGAAGCCCACCCGGGCGCAGGAUGACUGACCAGGAUCAAGCCAGGGCAAGGGCCUGGACAAACCUAAACUUGCCCUGGACGAAGCAACCGUUCCAAGCUGCCAACGAGGGACGAAGGAAUCCAGCCAGUCAAGUGGGCGGAGCGACAACGCUUAGCGCACCUGCCACUGCUAUUCCUAUCCCAAUGCCAAUGCCACAUGAUGGAAGCCCCAAAAAAAUCGAGGGCAGGCAAGGCAGCCAGCCUACUGAACGGAGUGCAGCUUCCCUGCUGCGCUGUUGCAUUAAAAGGAACUGGUCUCCCGCUCUGAGAGGUGAAAUCUUUCUCCCUCAGAUCAUCAGUUCAGCUCUCCUCCAGAAGAAUCACUCUCAUUUUUACCAACCAAACACAGGCCACUCGUUGUCCUAAAAGCUAUAUAAUACUAUCACUCAAGUCACACCAACACCCACAUUAAUCCAACAACAACCUACACCAGUCUUUCUUUUCCCAACACAUCAAUCCAACCACCAUGCGUUUCUCCAGCAUCAUCGCUCCAGUCAGCUUGGCCGCUGUGGCCUCUGCCGCCCCUGCCCUCAGUGCCCGUGGCGAUGGAGGCUCAUGCAUUCCCUACAACAUCGCCAUCGACAUUGAAACCCAAUGGAUCUCCACCCUGACCAACUUUGAUGUCAACGUGGCAACGAACCUGCUCGCCCCUGAGCUUGUCGACACCUCCGACUCGAUCAACUACAUCGCCGGCAUCCCUCUGGGCGGCCCUACCUUCCCCAGCGCCCAGGCAUACAUUGCCGGCCAAGGUGCUCAGCCACCCAUCGGCUUCACUAUCCUUGGCACCGAUGUUGUGACUUGCGAUGGUUAUAUUGUUCUCCGAUGGGUGGGCGCCGUUGGACAACAGAUCUAUCCCUCUCAAGGUAUCACGAUCUUGAAGGCUGUGCAAAAGGGUUCCGAUGCUACCGUCGGUCCCACCGGCUGGCAACUCGCCGAGAUUCACACCGAGUUCAACUCCGCUGCCUGGGUUGCCGACAUUGGCGGCACUUGCCCUCCUCCCUCUGGCACUGCUCGCCUGUUGAGAAACUAAGUGGUUCUUGGUGGAAGGGGGAGAGGUGCCGAGACGGGAGAUAGAAGUGAACGACAGGAAUGAGGAAUGCAUCCAAUGCCCGAAAAGCAUCAUGUCGCAUUAGCAGCCCUUGGUUAUUGUUUGAACUGGAGAAAAUAGGUAAUGGAAAUCAACAGCCCGCUACCCAGGGCCUUUUGUCUUUUAUCCGUACAUACACUGUUGCCAGCAUUUAGCGUGUCGUUUUUUCACAAUAGAACAUGGGUAUGGAGAUCCCCACAAGGAAUACUAAUGAAUUGAUCACCUAUGAACUGAUCAGUGUUGCCACAAGCGAUUCGUACUCUUGACCGCAUGAAUCUAAUGGGGUGUUCAUGGCCAUGUAUACAGGCAUGAGGGUGUGUGUGUCGCUCUAAGUAACCGCUACAAAAUGCAUCCUUCCAGGACGAGAAAAUAAA